Molecule: messenger RNA, 561 nt
Organism: Trypanosoma conorhini
Lineage: Eukaryota; Euglenozoa; Kinetoplastea; Trypanosomatida; Trypanosomatidae
Exons: 1
Coding region: 1-561 (186 amino acids)
Source: RefSeq, a predicted model, not a curated record
AUGCUCCGGCGAGUUGUCCUUCGCUGUGGAAAAAUAGAAAUCGUUUCGCCCAAGCCGGAAGCACCCAUUCCUUCCGCGGAACUGAGACCCAUUUCCCCCUCCUUGCUGUACCGAAGGCUUCUCAAACUGUAUCUCCGCAAGUUUGAUACGGAUUACAAAACAAUAGUUGCCGCAUGGAAGCAGACAAAGUUUGAGUUCUGGUAUCAUAGAAACGACCCACCGGAGGUGGCUGCGUUGCACAAUGUUCGUGGCCAGCAGAUCUACGAGGCCAUUCGUGCCGGGCUGAUUCCGGUCUACAGAGAUGGCAAAACAAAUGAGACUUUUUUCAAGUACGACGCCGAUACGUUACAGGCGGCCCAUAACCAUAUUGACCCUGUCGACGCCGAAGAGUUCCUUCGCCGCUAUCAUGACAAGAUUCCGCCCGAGGAGGUUGCGGAGCUGAUGUCUACGCUGAAAAAGUUGGGGCGCUGGAAGGGGCCGAGCGAGCUUCGUGGCGAAGACUUACACCACGUCAAGAGGAAGGUCACCCGAAAGACGAAAUGCACGGACUCGGACGAUUGA